Periophthalmus magnuspinnatus is the source of this 5618-nucleotide messenger RNA. RefSeq names its product ATPase Na+/K+ transporting subunit alpha 3b (gene atp1a3b). The record is from RefSeq and is a predicted model, not a curated record. The transcript has 23 exons. NCBI's taxonomy places the organism in Eukaryota, Metazoa, Chordata, Actinopteri, Gobiiformes, Gobiidae. The coding region runs from base 309 to 3377 and encodes 1022 amino acids. Gene Ontology annotation, molecular function: P-type sodium:potassium-exchanging transporter activity; ATP binding; ATP hydrolysis activity. Gene Ontology annotation, biological process: sodium ion export across plasma membrane; potassium ion import across plasma membrane; intracellular potassium ion homeostasis. Gene Ontology annotation, cellular component: membrane.
GUGGUGCAGCACGAGGAGCGGAGUACUGCGGCAGCCGGCGCCGCGGAGGGAGAUAGAUCCUGAAGAGGCAGGUCUGUGCUGCGUCUCUCCUUUCGCUCUUUCCACAGAGUCAGAGGUUCAGAGCGCAUCAGAGGCUCAGAGCUCAGGACCAGCCCCGCGUGAUGCUCCGCUUGAGACAGCUACAUUUGAUUUGACGUGUCACUGGGAAAGUGUCGCCUUCAGUUUCAGAGGCACCUCACUGUAUUUGGACCGUGAGAGGCUGACACCUCUCAAGCCGCGCAUCACCUGAGAGGAGAGACUGCGCCAACAUGGGGUAUGGGCGGUCAGACAGUUACCGCGUUGCCACCACACAGGACAAAGAUGGCCGACCCCCCACCAAGAAGAAGGGGGCCAAGGACAUGGACGAGCUCAAGAAGGAGGUCCCCAUCACGGAGCAUAAAAUGUCCGUGGAGGAAGUUUGCAGGAAAUACCAGACUGACAUCGUCCAGGGUUUAACCAACUCUCGGGCCGCUGAGUUCCUGAAACGGGACGGUCCCAACGCGCUGACUCCGCCCCCCACCACGCCCGAGUGGGUCAAGUUCUGUCGUCAGCUGUUUGGAGGUUUCUCCAUCCUCCUCUGGACCGGAGCCAUCCUCUGUUUUCUGGCCUACGCCAUCCAGGCGGCGACGGAGGACGACCCGGCGGGAGACAACUUGUACCUGGGAAUCGUGCUGACCGCCGUCGUCGUCAUCACCGGAUGUUUCUCUUAUUUCCAAGAAGCAAAAAGCUCCAAGAUCAUGGAGUCGUUCAAGAACAUGGUGCCUCAGCAAGCCUUAGUGAUCCGUGAGGGGGAGAAGGUGCAGAUUAACGCCGAGGAGGUGGUGGCUGGAGACCUGAUCGAAGUGAAAGGAGGAGACAGGAUCCCCGCCGACAUCAGGGUGGUGUCCGCCCACGGCUGCAAGGUGGAUAACUCGUCUCUGACCGGAGAGUCCGAGCCUCAGAACAGGUCACCUGACUGUACCCAUGACAACCCUCUGGAAACCCGCAAUGUCGCUUUCUUUUCAACAAACUGUGUGGAAGGCACUGCUCGUGGAAUCGUGAUCUGCACCGGUGACCGCACGGUUAUGGGGCGCAUCGCUACGCUGACGUCCGGACUGGAGACGGGAAAAACCCCCAUCGCCAAAGAGAUCGAGCACUUCAUCCACAUCAUCACGGGCGUGGCGGUGUUCCUCGGAGUCACCUUCUUCAUCCUGGCCAUUAUCCUGGGGUACACCUGGCUGGAGGCCGUCAUCUUCCUCAUCGGAAUCAUCGUGGCCAACGUCCCCGAGGGUCUGCUGGCGACGGUCACUGUGUGUCUGACCCUGACGGCGAAGCGCAUGGCCAAGAAGAACUGUCUGGUGAAGAACCUGGAGGCCGUGGAGACUCUGGGCUCCACCUCCACCAUCUGCUCCGACAAGACGGGAACCCUGACCCAGAACAGGAUGACCGUGGCCCACAUGUGGUUCGACAACCAGAUCCACGAGGCCGACACCACCGAGGACCAGUCUGGCGCGUCGUUCGAUAAAUCCUCUGUGACGUGGCAGUCUUUGGCCCGUGUGGCCGGUCUGUGUAAUCGCGCUCAGUUUAAGGCGGGACAGGACUCCAUCGCCAUCCUGAAACGGGACGUGGCCGGAGACGCGUCGGAGUCGGCUCUGCUCAAAUGUAUCGAGUUGUCCUGCGGGUCGGUCCGACAGAUGAGGGACCGGAACAAGAAGGUGGCGGAGAUCCCGUUCAACUCCACCAACAAAUACCAGCUCUCCGUCCACGAGACAGAAGACCCCAACGAUAACCGCUACCUGCUGGUGAUGAAGGGGGCGCCAGAGAGGAUCCUGGACCGCUGCUCCACCAUCAUGAUCCAGGGCAAAGAGCAGCCCAUGGACGAGGAGAUGAAGGAGGCUUUUCAGAACGCCUACAUGGAGCUGGGCGGGCUGGGGGAGAGGGUCCUGGGUUUCUGUCACCUGAUGCUGCCUGAGGACCAGUAUCCAAAAGGCUUCGCCUUCGACACAGAGGACGUGAACUUCCAGACGGACAAUCUGUGCUUCGUGGGGCUGAUAUCCAUGAUCGACCCGCCCAGAGCCGCCGUGCCCGACGCCGUGGGCAAGUGCAGAUCGGCUGGUAUCAAGGUCAUCAUGGUGACAGGAGAUCAUCCAAUCACAGCCAAGGCCAUCGCCAAAGGUGUGGGCAUCAUCUCUGAAGGAAACGAGACGGUGGAGGACAUCGCCGCGCGGCUCAACAUCCCCGUGAGCCAAGUCAACCCCAGAGAUGCUAAGGCCUGUGUGAUCCAUGGGACGGACCUGAAGGAGCUUUCACAGGAGCAAAUGGACGACAUCCUGAGGAACCACACGGAGAUCGUCUUUGCCAGAACAUCACCACAACAGAAACUCAUCAUCGUGGAGGGAUGUCAGAGACAGGGCGCCAUCGUGGCUGUGACGGGCGAUGGCGUGAACGACUCUCCCGCUCUGAAAAAGGCAGACAUUGGCGUUGCCAUGGGGAUCUCGGGCUCGGACGUGUCUAAACAGGCGGCGGACAUGAUCUUACUGGACGACAACUUCGCUUCUAUUGUGACGGGAGUCGAAGAAGGACGUCUGAUCUUCGAUAACCUGAAGAAGUCCAUCGCCUACACUCUGACCAGUAACAUCCCAGAGAUCACUCCGUUUUUAUUCUUCAUCAUCGUCAACAUCCCUCUGCCUCUGGGAACCAUCACCAUCCUCUGCAUCGACCUGGGCACAGACAUGGUCCCCGCCAUCUCUUUGGCCUAUGAAGCUGCAGAGAGCGACAUCAUGAAGCGUCAGCCCAGGAACCCCUUCAGAGACAAGCUCGUGAACGAGAGACUCAUCAGCAUCGCCUACGGACAGAUCGGGAUGAUCCAGGCUCUGGGAGGUUUUUUCACAUAUUUUGUCAUUUUGGCUGAAAACGGCUUCCUGCCCUCGAGACUCGUGGGAAUCAGACUCAACUGGGACGACCGCUCCGUCAACGACCUGGAGGACAGCUAUGGACAGCAGUGGACGUAUGAACAGAGGAAGAUCGUGGAGUUCACGUGUCACACGGCGUUUUUCGUCAGUAUCGUGGUCGUGCAGUGGGCCGACGUCAUCAUCUGUAAAACCAGACGCAACUCAGUGUUUCAGCAGGGAAUGAAGAACAAGAUCCUGAUCUUCGGUCUGUUCGAGGAGACGGCUCUGGCCGCCUUCUUGUCCUACUGUCCCGGGAUGGACGUGGCGCUCAGGAUGUACCCGCUCAAACCGACGUGGUGGUUCUGCGCGUUCCCGUACAGCUUCCUCAUCUUUGUGUACGAUGAAAUCCGAAAACUCCUGAUCCGCCGUAACCCUGGAGGUUGGGUGGAGCGGGAGACAUAUUAUUAAUGAAAAACCCCCUUCACGCUCGAACCCCUGCUCCUCGAUCCUUAAACCAUUUCAUCUCACGUUCGGACCCCGUCAUAAGGACUACGGCGCUUUUACGCAAUUUUCAUCACAACUGCCCAAAGAUGCAAACUGCAAAAACUCCUUUACAACUUUCUACAUGGCCCCGCCCCUUUCCUUUCCUCUCCUUCCCCUCCGUCGCUCCCUCCGUCUCUCCUCUCAUCUCCUAUAAUACUUGCAUGUGUACAUAAAUCUAUAUAUUUACGAAAAGGCAGCUGCGUAAAGUGUGAAUCUGAUCGAGCUGACGAUUCAAAGAGAGAGUGUAUAUGCUCUUGUCCUGCUCCUACGACCCCUGACCUCCCCCGAAGCCCCACCCCCUUUCACCCGAUCGACCAAUCACGCGUCUCCCAUUGCCGUCUUUUAUCGUCUGACUCAUCACUGACCGCACACACACACACACACACACAAAGCACUGCCUGAUUUUGUUUUUUUUUCCGCAAAACCAAACCAUCGACUUUAGUUUUAAAUCAACUGAAUCCAGAAUCUCAUUUUUGAUUUGAGAAUUUUCAACAGGAUUUAUUUCGUUCGUGGUUUUGCGUUUUUAGAUUUGCGUAAAUACAUUGCAAACUUGUUUCGGUAUCGUUUUUUUUCUUGUUUUAACCAAAAUUACCUGUUGAUGAAGUGAUAUUUUUAUGACGUAACCGGUUUAAAUGAAAAAUCGAGUAUUUAAAUGAAAAAAACGAGUAUUUAAAUGAAAAAUUGCUCACAAAAAUUGGGAUUUUAACGUCAAAAACGCAUCGAAACAACCGCAAAUAUUUACAGAUUGAUCUAAUAAUUUAAACUGAACGCAAAAAAACUUCUAACUAAAUUACUAUUCUGAAUUCCAAACCCAUUUAAACUUUUAUUUUUGCAGUUUGUCCAAUAACAGACACCGUAGCGUCAUUUGUUGGUGUUUGUUUUGGGGGCGGGGUUUAAUAUUUUGAGCGGCGUGAGUGUGUGCGAAGGCCAACGAAGCGCAACUGACAUGGCGUCCCACCCCCACAGGUCAAAAUGAACUAGACUCGAGUCAAACUUCAACUCCAAAAAAUUGGAAUAAAACUGAAACGAAAUUGGAACUAAAUUGGAAAAAAAUUGAAAAAAAUUAAAACUAAAUUGGAAAAAAAAAUUGGAACAAAAUUGGAAAAAAGUGGGUAAAAAAUUUGGAAAAAAAUGGAAUAAAACUGAAACUAAAUUGGAACAAAAUUGGGAAAAAAAUUGAAACAAAAUUAGAAAAAAAUCGGGGAAAAAAAGGAAAAAAAUUGGAAAUAAGUAGUGGAAAAUUUAUAAUACAAUUUUUGCUUUGGAGAUAAAAAAUUUGAAUAUUCGGCACAAUUUUGAAUAAACACUGCAAGAAAAGACAUUAAAAAGACAUAAACUUGCAAUGUAAUCUUCCAUAUCGGGACAUAUUUCCACCCAGUAUCUUUUUCUUUUUUUUUUUUGCUCUACUUGAACCUUUAAACAGAUCCAACAUCUGAUCAUCUAAAUAAAAUCCAAAACUAUAUAAAUAUUCAAACUGAUUUUCUUAUUUUUUUUAACACAACUGGCAAAUAAUGGACUUGAAAUUGUAAAAAUGUGUCGAGACAAGUUCAAAACGUUUAAAAUAACACAUUAUUCUUGCUUUACCAAUGAAAUAAAACAUCCUCAGAGUUAAUAUUCUGAUUUGGAGCUGUUUUAACUGAAUCUAGAUGAUAUUUUGUGCAGUGCGGCCUCCUCCUCCUCCUCCUCUUCCUCCUCUUCCUCGCCUCCUCUUCCUCGUUUGUGUGCCGUGUGAACCACCUUGACGAUACUUAUACAAAACCAUUCUUUGUGUGUGCUCUAGAAAAAUAUAUAAAUCCGUCUCAUGAACUUUGCGACUGCCGUCACCUCCACCAAACGCAGAGGCCGGUUCUGUAUCCGGAGGGUUUCCAGUCACUUUCGCAUUCCCGGAAAAAAAAAAGAAAAAAAAAAAGCCGCGUUGAAGCUUUUCAGGUCCCGUGUGAUCGUCAUGGUGAUGCCGUGUGGGGCUGCGCGUGUUGUGUGUGCGUGUGCGUGUGGGAGACCGGCGAACGGCCAGUAACCUCAGGCGGAUUCAAGAUGGCUGCCGACGGGAAACGAGUAUAAAAACGAGAAUAAAAACGAGAUACGACGAGACCACACAUCAAGUAGAGCAAGUGUGUCAAACUUAUGAAAACAACUCAAUAAAACAUCUAGAACAUUUAAUACAAA